AUGACAUCGACCCUCACCAGUCUCCAUAACCGAAUACUAGUCAAGCAAGUUGACCAAUAUGGCAACCUGCAACCAGUCUCUGCUCUCGAAAAUAACUCAAUCAGGCCAGUUCCGGUCAGAGACCGAACAUGGACUCAACUGACUUACGCCCUGUUCUGGUUUUCGGCCACAAGCAAUGUUAGCAACUUAUACGCCGCGUCGACUGGCAUGACGGAGGGCCUCACCAUGUGGGAAGCUAUCGUGUGUUCUCUCAGUGGCCAGUUUUUAGCUGGAUUUCUGAUAGCUGUGAACGGCCGUGCCGGCGCGAUCUAUCGUAUCCCCUUUCCUGUUCUCUGUCGUUCGUCUUUUGGCACUUGGGGUGCGAUAUGGCCUACUUUUAAUCGUGCCUGUAUGUCGAUUGUUUGGAAUGGUGUAAAUUCCGUUCAGGGAGCUCAAUGUCUGUACGUCUGUUUGCAUGCCAUUUUCCCUUCGAUUGAGAACAUCCCGGAUAAAAUGGGCACAAAAUCUGCAUUGACAUCGGCACAAAUGAUGUGUUUCUUCAUAUACUGUAACGGAAAGGCUUAUGAUUAUGAUAGGAUUCUUAAUUGCGCCUUCCUCGUCAUCCCCGUUCCCAAGAUGAAAGGUCUUGUAUACGCUAAAGUAGCCAUCUUUUUUUCCGCAGUCUUCGGUAUGAUAGGCUGGACAGUCUGCCUCGCUGGCAAUCCUACAAGCGCUCUCAAUCAACCAUCGACUGUCAGUGGAUCUACGAAGAGCUGGGUGAUCUGUAAAUUCUUAUUUCUCGGCCUCGCUAGCUGUGGCACGUUUAUUUCAAAUGCAGCUGAUUUCCAGCGGUACGCCAAGAGGCCCAACAACGUAAUCUUAGGUCAGGUCAUUGGCUUCCCACUCUCAAAUUUCAUCGUUGCUGUUUGUGGGAAUGUGAUUGCGGCUGCUGGGAAGGGCAUUUUUGGAGAGCUGAUCUGGAACCCAUUGACUCUUCUCGACAAACUCAUGGAAGGCGAGAGAUAUACUCACGCUAACCGCGCUGGUUGCGCUUUAAUUUCGCUUGCAUUCGUCUACGCCUCGAUUUCUUCAGCGAUAUUUGAGAAUUCUAUUCCAGCUGGUAAUGAUAUUGCUUCAUUGUUACCUAAGUACAUUACAAUAAAACGCGGGUUUUUUAUCUGCGCAGUUCUUUCCUAUGCCAUCUGCCCAUGGUACCUUCUUUCAUCUGCCGCCGUCUUCAUCAACUUCCUUUCCUCCUAUCAAAUCUUCCUCUCCGCCAUAGCUGGUAUCUUAAUCUGCGACUACUACCUCAUACGUAGAGGUUACUUGGAUAUCCCACUACUUUAUAUCGGAAGUCAGAAGGAAAAUUAUUAUUACUAUACCUACGGCUUCAACAUUCGCGCUUUUGUAGCUUACCUGGUCCCUGUCGCUAUUCAUUUCUAUGGAUUUUUAAACCAGUUGGGGGUGAGUGCGCCUAUGGGGAUUCAAAGGUUUUAUUACGUGGCAUACCCUACUGGGCUUCUGAUUGCGUUCGGACUGUAUUAUCUUUUUUGUAUUUGGUUUCCUUUUUCGGGUAUGGUUGAUAAGGCUCUAGGGUGGAAAGAGCCGCAAGAUUAUUCGGAUGAAAAUCAUUUAGGGAGAAUUACUGAAGAAGGGAUUGUGAGCGAUGGUGUAGAUGUGGUGACGCAGGAAGCUAAUGUUGAAAAGGGACAAGAUGCUUCUGAGAAACGGAUUUUCUGAGGGAACUUCUUUUUUGCUGUUCAUACUUUUAGG
Molecule: messenger RNA, 1752 nt
Organism: Talaromyces proteolyticus
Lineage: Eukaryota; Fungi; Ascomycota; Eurotiomycetes; Eurotiales; Trichocomaceae
Product: permease for cytosine/purines, uracil, thiamine, allantoin-domain-containing protein
Exons: 6
Coding region: 1-1719 (572 amino acids)
Biological process (GO): transmembrane transport; nucleobase transport
Cellular component (GO): plasma membrane
Molecular function (GO): nucleobase transmembrane transporter activity
Source: RefSeq, a predicted model, not a curated record